Messenger RNA from Durio zibethinus, 4775 nucleotides. RefSeq lists its product as uncharacterized. NCBI's taxonomy places the organism in Eukaryota, Viridiplantae, Streptophyta, Magnoliopsida, Malvales, Malvaceae. The record is from RefSeq and is a predicted model, not a curated record. Gene Ontology annotation, biological process: mRNA processing.
CCCAAAAUCGGUUGGUCUGAAAAGGGCCAAUAAGUAGGCCGUUUAAAAAAUCCAACAGAUUACAAAUGGCAGUUGAAAAGGGUCAUAAAGAGCCCAGAUUAAGCUCAUAAAUGGGCCACUAAUCAACACUGGUUCACAAAAUUUGGGUCACAAUCCAAGGAAUGACCCCAAAAUACCAGCCUCUUGCCAUGACCCCGUGGUCCAAUGUUAACAGCCUUUCCAAUCCUGCUAAGUGCUAAUGGCUUCUGUAGUGUUUUAGAUCCUAAUAGGGGUUAGCUAUGUUAUAGUAUCACGUUUACCUGCCUUUUUUUCUUUUGUCCUUUCUCAGAACUGAGUUUAAUGUUAUCGAAAUAUCUCUAGCCUAUUUUUUACGCGAACGAAAAAAAGGUUAAAAAAUGGAGUCGAUAGAUGAUGAUUUUGGUGAUUUGUACGCGGACGUUGAAGUCCAAGCUAGCUCAGCUAUCGGCACAUUGUACAUUGAACCAGAAGACAAUAGCCCUCGCAAUGGCUCCAAAAGCACCGAGGCGGAUGAGAAAUUCCUCCACGAUUCAGUUAUGGAAGAUAGUGACAGCGAGGACGAUUUGAACAUUGUGUUGAACGAUGAUGAUUGCGACAAGUUUCUGGUUACCGGUGCUAGGAGUCACGGUGGCGGCUAUGAGGAAGCUGAAGAUGGCGAUUUUCGUCUGAAGGGAGCCGGGUCGGAUAAGAUUUUAAGGCGGAUGGAACCGGCUGGUGAUGGGUCCGAGCUGAAUUCUAGUGGGAAUGGUGUAGAAAGAGGGACUGGAGCUAAACUUGGGCAUAAUUCGCACUUCAAGUGUGUGAAACCUCAUGGAUCAUCUAUCUCUUCUAUGUAUGGAAGAGGUAAUUGGGAAGAUGAUGUUUACAAACAAAAAAAGUUUGGAAGCUUGGUUCAGGUUGCUAAUAGACAUGCUUCCACGAAACCGUUACCACAUCAAUUUGGAUAUGGUUUUUCUCUUCCAUGGUAUAGGACAAUAUUGAAUGUGAAUAUUGAUGCAUUGGAGGAGAAACCUUGGAGGCAUCCAGGUGUAGAUACAACAGAUUUCUUCAAUUUUGGUUUCAAUGAGGACAGCUGGAAACGAUACUGUAACUCCCUAGAGAAAUUUUGGUUACAGUCAUCCUGGCAGGCUAGGGUUCCUUCUUAUUAUUCUUCAAAAUUUGACCAGGCUUAUGAAGCUGAGGCUGGGCAUGAGAUAGCAACCCAAGAUGCUAUAACUGAGGAUGUAGCUAAAGUUGAAUCAUCAUUAAAACGUGCUGAUAGAGGAGAGAGGCUCUUGGAAUUGCCAAAAGGAAGAGCAAUACAGGUUGAAGACAGCAUCAAUGAACGCCAACCAUCCAUGGAUCUAAGGCGUCCACAUUUUCAGGAUUCUGAUGUUAUUAUACAGAUAACUGUACAUGAUUCCACUGUGGAUUCAUCUGACUCUGCGAAGGAGGAAGUAGGUCAUGGUAGCAAGUCUGAAGUGUCAGAAUCUGGGAAGUUGGAUACGGAGGAUGAUGGAGACGUUUGCUUUUCUGUUAGUGCUAGCAGUGAUGAACUGUCUGGAGAGCAUUUGGGGAGGUCUUUGCGGCCGACGACUGCUUCUAAUCAAAAUUCACUAGAGACUGAUAAUCAUGAUAAGGACAACCUCUCUGAUGUGAAUUGGGGUUGCCAUCAAAAUAUGGAUGUUUGCAUUUCAGAAGGAAUUGCUGAAGCAGCAGAGACAAAAAAUCAGGAAAAUGAAGUGACUUGCAGAAAUAUUCACCGGUCAGAUCCUUUCAUUACUGAAACAGAACCAUCACACGACAAUCGGAGUCAUUUUAGCCCUACACUUUCCUUUUCUGAAAGCGAUCCUGAAGAUAGAUCUGAAGAUAGCGUCCAUGCUGUUUCCUUUGAAAUCCGAAGUCCAUUAAGAAGGCAGUCACUAGGUUAUGGCACUGAAUUACAGAAUUCAAUUGAUCAUAAGAGUUCCAGAAGUGAUGGCCGCAAAACAAAAUCAGAUGAUGGAGAAGAUUUUUCAGUACAUACAAGUCCCAUGAGAGACAAGCUAAAGCAUGAGAGUUGGAGACACCGACAUUAUGUGAAACAGAGGAUCUUGCUUGAAAGUGAUGAUGACACUUAUCAAGUAUCAGAUGCAGAGGGUGAUCUGAAAAGAUAUCAAAAACAUGGAAAUCCUGUUGAGGAAGAAUGGAAGCAUCACCGUGGUAGACCUCACGGUAUUACUGAUCGAAAGAUAUACCUUGAAAACUGCUAUGAAUCUUCCCCUUUAUCAAAUGCAUGGGAACUCUGUGAUAAAGAUUACUCAUCUGUUUAUUGUGGCAGAUGGAAAGAAAGACCGCAAGAUCUUGGUUAUCAUGAUAGAGAAGGUUCCUUGUACUACAAGGAGAAAGGACCUUGUGUUAAGGGCAGUAAAAGGUUUGAUGACGGCCACCUUCGGGCUGUCAACACAAAAGCUCAUCUGAGCUUCAAAGAAGAUUCAGAUCAGUUUGUUAGAAACAACUGGAACAGAAAGGAGUUUUAUGAUGAAAGACGAGCUGACAUUGAUAAAGAAGAUGACAUGGAUGGGUUUUGGUAUCAUGGACAAAGGCUUCAUGCUCAGCAGGGUUUGGUUCCUCGUACUUACAGGCAAUCUGGGAGGUUAGUCUCAAGGAAUUCCUCUGCUUCAACGGAAAGAGAUAUUCAAUGGAGAAGGGGAAAUGAUAGACUCCAACUUAGGAAGAAAACUGAUCCGGAUGAUUGUCCAUUAGAUUAUAAGCUUGAAGAUGAGUGGCUUAAACAAAAGUAUGGUACAUCUAUUUCAUUCACACGUUGUAAAAGGGGUAUGGUUGAACCAUAUGAGAGAUGCAUACAACCAAUCAGGAGAGAAUUCAAAGCUUCUGGCAAAAAAGGUAGAUAUGUUGGUGCUGCCUAUUUCCAUAGAUCAUGGCCAAUGGAAAGUGAAGAUGAGUAUCAGAGACACACAUAUGGUAGAUCUCUGGCCUUGGCAACUGACAGAGAACCAUCCAUACCUAAUGGAAGAAGGUGGUAUGAUACUGUAUCAUCAAGAAAUGAGGCAUAUGACUCCAAGAUAAUUGAGCGAUACCAUAGGCAUUGGAGAAUGGUAUGUCAUGAGGAAGACAGAGACAGUGGUUGGUUCGGUUCUUAUAAUUAUACUGAUGAAAAUGAUUUGCAAAAUGAUAAUCAAGUUCAGUCACGGAGAAGAGGCCUUAGCAUGCGAUCUAGAGUACUACACUGGAGGGAGGAUAAAUUACUUGUAAAUGAUAGAUUGUUUGCUCAAGGGGUCUCAUUUUCUUCUGAAAAAGGUUCUAAGCAUGAUUUAACUCAUGUUAGGCAUGGAUCACUCCAGGAUGAGAUGCUUACUAAUGACUUGAUGUUGGAGCAUAAUGGAUACAAAAUGGUAAGUGAAGGAAGUAAUGCCACCUGUCUUAGAAGAAAUUCUAUUAUUAGGUAUAGAGGUGAGCAUGAGCAGAAGGUCCUGAAGGACAGAGACUCAGUUGACGUGAUUGUUGGGGAAGGAAAGUCUUCUGGAAGACACUCAAAUGGUAGAAGCUUAAUUUGCAAUGCAAGGCUUGAAAAGAUGGGCUUGGAAUAUCCUGUGGAGCAGAAAUCUUUAAGGGAAUUUAAUGACUCCUGUGGCAGCAAAGCAGUUAAUACAGAAAUCCCAAAUACGGAUGGCAGAAGAAAUAAGGACAAACAGCUUGGUAAGUUUUCAGUUACAGAGUGUAACCAAGAUUUGGAUAUUGAGGAGGGCCAGGUUAUAUGCACAGAGCAAAGUCUUGAAGAUAUGAACCUGGAAAAGGAAAAUGCUUCUGAGACUAUGAUGGGCAAGGUGAAGAUGAGAACAUUGUGUGUUGACAAUGCUUCUGAUGAGAAUAGAGCUGUGGGUGAAUAUGACAACAAACGGGUACUAGAGACACUAGCAAAGAUGGAGAAACGAAGGGAACGAUUUAAGGAUCCCAUCACAAUAAAACGGGAACAGGACAAGACUUCUGAUCCCCAAGUUGAAUUGUUAAUUGAUACUAAGGAAAUAAAGCAACAAAGGCCUGCUCGAAAGAGGCAGUGGGGUGUAAGUUAGCUUUUGUAUGGUUUACUUCAUAUCUUCUUUUGGGAAAUGAGAUAUGGUCUCCUCAGGUUUUCUUUGGAAUGACAUGAAUGGAUUCCAAACAGGAUAAUUAUGAUGGAAAUUACCAUUCUAUAACCUGAAUGCAGAUUUCAUGUCAAGCAGGAUUCUCGUUUUCUCCUUUCCAAGGAAUGGAAUCAUUGAGUUUCUUCCAUAUACAACAAUGUUGACUGCAAAAUUAACCUUGGCAAAAUUUCAAAGUUUUGUAUUUGUUCCGGUUCUUUGUCUCGCCAACUGCAAAUGAUUAUUGAUGCUCAUGAUAGUACUAAUCUGAUACGCAUAAGCUGAUUCACUGCCGACAGUGUUGAGGAGUUAUUGUUUUCGUCAGCUAAAACAGCUUUGUUAUUUCCCUCCAUUCUAGAAGCUUUGGUGAAGCAUGGCAGCUAAGUUAGCUUUGAUUUGAUUAAUUCCUGUUCAACUAUUGGAAUCCAUACUUAUCCACAUAUAUCAGCUAUUUCAUCUGCAAUGUCUUUUAUUUCCUUCUUCUGUUAGGUAUUGUUCAUCUGUUUUUAUUAGAACUUCUAUUCUGUUAUUGCAAGCAGGAUUUUGUACAUGACAAUGUCAUGUUAUGAUGUUUAUGUGAGAUUGGAAUUUCAACCAUUUUAGCUAGGUAUAUGAUGCAAUUAAAGAAUUAGGGGGGAAGAUGGGAAACUUUUCAAU